CUACAUUGUGACUGUAUACAUUGGGUGUUUUGUUCUCCUGCAUUUCCUGCGGUCCAGUAGUAUUUCCUGCACUCGCUCAGUGUUAAUUCAAGGUCUCUAUUUGAACAAUCGUCUAUGCUUUCGGUGAUUUUAAUUAAAGUUUAUCAAACUCGUGCUAUUCUAGAAUUUUAUUUAGAUUGUUUUAAUGUUCAACAAUUGUAUUUAAUCACUUACCAAAUCAAAAUAAUCGAUUAAACACAAAAGAUCGUUAAUAAACGUUUAUUGUGGCUGUCGCGAUAGUUCGAAGGAGAGGACGCAAUGGAGUGUGUGCUCUUGGUACGAUCUUGGUUAGACACUGGAUGACCAGUUUUUUACUGGGAUCUUUAUUUGCUUCAUUGAUAAUUUAUUAUGCUGUUUUAAAUCAACGAGUUUCAUUGUCCUACAUAAAAAAUGAACAAUUUGAAGUUCUUGAAAGUAGGGAACACGAAUCAACGUCAGAAGCUAUGGAAAAAGAGCUGAGGCUCUUAAGGAGGCAGCUAAGUAUGACUCAAAACCAUUUACUAGCUGCAAUGAAAACAUCGCUGUUUCCUGUGUCACCAACAGAGUCACCUCAUAUUUCGGAUAUUCCAUCGCCUUGUUCGCCAAAUGAAGGUAUUGACACAAUAAAUAAAUGUGAAAUAAUCGAAGUUGGGAUUGUUUGUGCUGGUUAUAACUCAACUCGUUCAGUAGUAACCCUAAUUAAAUCUAUACUAUUCUAUCGAAAAAAUCCGUUAAGGUUUCAUUUCGUUGUUGAUGUGAUAUCCAAGAAAAUACUAAAAACCUUAUUUGACACAUGGAAAAUACCUCAAUUGGAAAUAGAAUUUUAUCCAGCUGAAAAUAUAGUUAGUGAUGUGUCAUGGAUAAAUAACAAACAUUACUCCGGAGUUUAUGGACUAAUGAAGCUUUGUUUGACAGAAGUAUUUCCGAGUUCAAUAAAUCAAAUACUUGUAUUAGAUACCGAUAUCACUUUUGCUACAGAUAUUUCUCAGCUAUGGAUAAUGUUUAAACGUUUUAAAAAAUAUCAGGCAUUGGGGUUAGUUGAAAAUCAAAGCGAUUGGUACCUCGGAAAACUUUGGAAAAAACUUAAACCGUGGCCUGCGCUUGGUCGAGGUUACAAUACGGGUGUUAUUCUAAUGGACUUAAGGAAAUUGCGUUUAAUUGACUGGAAUGGCUUAUGGCGAUCAGUUGCAAUUAAAACAUUAGCAACUCAUUACUGGACUAGUUUAGCUGAUCAAGACAUUUUUAAUACGAUUAUUAAAGAACGCCAAGAGCUAUUAUACCCAAUGCCAUGUCAAUGGAAUGUUCAACUUAGCGACAAUACUAGAAGUGAAUUAUGCUAUGCUGAAGUAGUUGAAUUGAAAGUAAUUCAUUGGAACUCACCUAAGAAACUUAAAGUAAAAAAUAAACACGUCGAAUUUUUUCGAAAUUUAUACCUUACUUUUUUGGAAUAUGAUGGAAAUUUAUUACAAAGAGAACUUUUUGGCUGCAAUUUUUCAUCUACAGUACAGUUAGACAUUCCAGAAAUAAGUGAAGAUGAUUUUUGUUACGAGUUUAGAAGAGCGGGAACGAGCAGUUUGAGAACACAUUUAUAUUUCUUGGAAUUUGAAUACCAAGCAUCUCCAGACGAUUGCGACAUCACGCUUGUAGCUCAACUGUCUAUGGACCGGCUCCAAAUGGUAGAAAUGCUAUGCGAGUAUUGGAACGGUCCUAUAAGUCUUAGUCUUUAUAUGUCAGACGCCGAAGCUCAACAAUUUUUGAGUUAUGCUCUAAAUUCUGAAAUACUUAAAAACAGAAGAAACAUUGGUUAUCACAUUGUAUAUAAAGAAGGCGACUUUUACCCUAUAAAUUUAUUACGAAAUGUCGCCUUAGAAAAUGUUGUGACGCCGUAUGUAUUUUUGUCUGACAUCGAUUUUUUACCAAUGACUGGUCUUUAUACGUAUUUAAAGAAAUAUAUUUUUAUAAUGAACAUGAAGUCGUCAAAUAAGGCUUUAGUAGUACCUGCCUUCGAAACUCAACGAUACAGAACUGCCUUUCCAUUAACUAAGGCAGAUAUAUUAAGGAUGUUGGAUGACGGUGCUUUGUUCUCUUUUAGAUAUCACGUGUGGCCAAGAGGUCAUGCCGCUACGAAUUACGCAAAAUGGAAAGGAUCUACUGUUCCUUAUGAAGUUUCGUGGGAGCCUGAUUACGAGCCUUACGUUGUAGUUCGCAGUGAUGUUCCUAGGUAUGACACUAGAUUUGUCGGUUUUGGUUGGAAUAAGGUGUCUCAUAUUAUGGAAUUAGAAGCCCGAGGGUACACGUUUGUUGUACUACCUAAUGCAUUUAUUAUCCAUAUGCCCCAUGCACCAAGUUUUGACAUCGCUAAAUUUCGAGGGUCUUCACAAUACAGAAGAUGUUUGAAAAUUCUUAAAAACGAAUUCAUUCGAGAUCUUCGUAACAGAUAUUCGAGGAGAUUAAAUCACACGGAAAGUUAAUAUGCCAAAUAUUAAAACGAUCAUCAAAUAUAAAUACUACUUCAUAGUUCAGACAUUAAACAGUCAAUGAUUUGUAGAGGUGUUAAAAUGUGUUCAAUUAACAAUCUGUUGCCAAUAAGAAAAUUAAAGUAUACCUUACUAUCUAAUUUUAGCUAAAAAAUGUAUUAAAAAAACAAUUAUAUUUAGUACUGUUUAUUGUAAAUUACCUAUGUUAAAGUUU
Molecule: messenger RNA, 2709 nt
Organism: Adelges cooleyi (spruce gall adelgid)
Lineage: Eukaryota; Metazoa; Arthropoda; Insecta; Hemiptera; Adelgidae
Product: xylosyl- and glucuronyltransferase LARGE1-like
Exons: 14
Coding region: 339-2489 (716 amino acids)
Biological process (GO): protein O-linked glycosylation via mannose
Molecular function (GO): glucuronosyltransferase activity; xylosyltransferase activity
Source: RefSeq, a predicted model, not a curated record